UCGUCUCUCCUUUUUAAGAGCUUUUUAGUGCGCGAUUUUUUCUCGGACCCAGGAACUAUCCACGUAUACAAAACUACAGGCGAAAAGUCAUGAGUGGUUCGGGCAAGGGUCUGCUGGGCAUGUGGCUCUAUCGCCGCGACGAGGAGUGGACCGUCAAGGAGGGCAGUCCUCUGCACAAGAGUCGCGAUGUACCGAUGCACGAGAAGGUGGCCAGCGGCGACACGAAAAAUUCUGUCGUCUUCUCGCUGAAAAAUCAAAUCGGCGGCCUGGCGCGGGCGCUGCAAGUUUUUCAGGACCUGGGAGUGAACGUGGUGCACAUCGAGUCGCGCAAAUCCAUGCGUCGCGGCUCCGAGUACGAGAUCCUGGUGGACGUUGAGUGCGACGGCAAACGCAUGGAGCAGCUGACGCGCAUGCUGAGCCGCGAGGUGGCCGCCAUCAAUCUGGCCCAGUACGAGGAGAUCGGCACCAUGCCCCAUCAUCCGCCCUUGUCGGCAGCUCCGAGCUUCGAUUUCAGCGAGGUCGACAUGGUCUGGUUCCCGCGUAAAAUCGCCGACCUGGACAAGGCGCAGAAGGUGCUGAUGUACGGUACCGAGCUGGACGCCGAUCAUCCCGGUUUCAAGGAUCCUGUUUACCGCAAACGUCGCGAGCAGUUCGCCGACAUAGCUAAUAAUUACAAAUAUGGUAUGCCGAUCCCGAAAAUACAAUACACACCCGAGGAGAUAAAGACCUGGGGGACGAUAUUUCGCGAGCUGCAUCAGUUGUAUCAGAAGCACGCCUGCAAGGAGUUCCUGGAGAACUGGCCGAAAUUGGAAAAGUAUUGCGGAUACAGAGAGGACAACAUCCCCCAACUGCAGGACGUCAAUGUCUUUCUUAAGAAGAUGACGGGCUUUCAGCUGCGACCGGUCGCGGGUUACCUGUCGCCACGGGAUUUCCUCGCCGGCCUGGCUUUUCGCGUGUUCCACUGCACGCAGUACAUACGCCACUCGUCCGAUCCGUUCUACACACCCGAGCCGGAUUGUUGUCACGAGCUACUGGGCCAUAUGCCGCUGCUGGCGAACCCGAGCUUCGCCCAAUUCUCCCAGGAGCUGGGACUGGCCUCGCUCGGCGCCGCCGACGAGGACGUCGACAAACUCGCAACGCUGUACUUCUUCACGGUGGAGUUCGGCCUGUGCAAGCAGGACGGUGAGCUGCGCGUCUACGGGGCGGGUCUGCUGUCGUCGAUCGCCGAGCUGCGCCACGCCGUCUCGGCGCCCGCCAAGAUACUGCGCUUCGAGCCCGAGGUCACCGUCCACCAGGAGUGCAUCAUCACGGCCUUCCAGAACGCCUACUACUACAGCGACAGCAUCGAGGAGGCCAAGGAAAAAAUGAGAGAAUUCGCCAGCGGCAUCAAGCGAGCCUUCGGUCUGCGCUACAAUCCCUACACCCAAUCCGUCGACGUGCUCACCGACGCCCAGAAGAUCACCGCCCUGGUGAGCGAGCUACGCGGCGAUCUCUGCAUCGUCUCCAAUGCCCUGCGCAAGAUCCAGGAGCAGGACGAGAGCGUCGACGUCGAGCGCAUCGCCAAUCUCCUCACCAAAGGCUGCAUCGCCAGCGGCAGCGGAAGCAGCUCACCCCCGUCCUCCUCCUCGGCGCAACAGCGAAGGAGGCAAAAAAACGACGACGACGAUUCGGAUAGUAGCAGUGACGACGACGACAGCGACGCGAGUCCGAAUCGUGACGAGAAGCAGCAGGAAAAGCAGCAACCGAUCCCCGAAGCCUCGUCGUCCUACAAGGCAUAGUUGGCUUCUGUCUUUUCGCACUUCUGCUGAUACAUAUCGCGUCGAUUAUUCGAUUGAUUGAUUUUAAUUGCAAUUGCAGCGUGACUUAUAUCAUUAUUAUAUUAGAUUAUAAAUGUAUAGAAUAUUGUAUCGUUGGUUCACGUCGCGAUCAUUACGGAGAUGUAAUGGGAAUUAAAUAUGUAUAGCUUAUUAUGUUAUAGCCAUUAAACGAGGGUCCAAUAUUAUUAAAUAAUAUAAUACAGAUGUAAAUUAAAUAUUUCUGAUAUUAAACGAGUAUAUUGAAUGUCAUAUUGUAAUUCCAACGAUCCGAUUAUUAUAUUCGACUAUCAUAUUCAAAUUAUUAUAUAGUG
This is a messenger RNA of Trichogramma pretiosum, 2128 nucleotides long. RefSeq names its product tryptophan 5-hydroxylase 1 (gene Trhn). Gene Ontology annotation, biological process: serotonin biosynthetic process; aromatic amino acid metabolic process. Gene Ontology annotation, cellular component: neuron projection. The record is from RefSeq and is a predicted model, not a curated record. The transcript has 12 exons. Lineage: Eukaryota; Metazoa; Arthropoda; Insecta; Hymenoptera; Trichogrammatidae. Bases 90 to 1778 code for a protein of 562 amino acids. Gene Ontology annotation, molecular function: tryptophan 5-monooxygenase activity; iron ion binding.